Brassica napus (rape) is the source of this 5049-nucleotide messenger RNA. RefSeq lists its product as uncharacterized. NCBI's taxonomy places the organism in Eukaryota, Viridiplantae, Streptophyta, Magnoliopsida, Brassicales, Brassicaceae. The transcript has 3 exons. The coding region runs from base 1 to 1170 and encodes 389 amino acids. The record is from RefSeq and is a predicted model, not a curated record.
AUGUCGUCGGACGGUAGGUUAUCUCGUGAACAAAAAGGGAAAGCGGUGGCGACUAGUUUGAGUCCUACUUCGAGUCCUGUGAGGGACACAGUCGGAGAUCCUCUCGCCACACUUGAGUCGAUUCAUCGCGAGGCUAUAAUGGAUACUGAGAAAAUGGACACGCCGCAAGUGCACGCCGCAUCCGAUGCUCAGGAUUGCGCGAGAGACGGUCUUGGCGGAGCGAGUGACGGGGAAGAUACUCCUCCUGACUUUGUUCCAACCUGCAACCAUCCUGGUGGGAUCUUCGAGGAACUUCCAGCAUUAGCGUCGGAGUUGAUGCGUUCUCCGACCGCAAAGGGACAGUCUUGGGGAAACGUCGAACAAACUUGGUCGACUCCGAGCAGUGUGAAGAUUCUACUCAGAAGGUGUAGCGGAGUCAGGGUGACUUUCCUUAUCCCCACGAAGGCUCCUAGGCCGAUAUGGUUCCGGUUUGCUUAUGAGUCGUACUUUGAAGAUGAGACGAGACACUGGUUCCCGAUUCUUCGACUCGUGACGUCCUAUGCGAGGUGUCGCGAUGCAGCGAUUUCCCAAUUCCUAAAUGGCUCAUUUCUUCUUGUGGUCGCGAUGAUGGUGAAGGCAGCAAAGAUCGAUGUGUCGAUGAGCGUCAGAGCUUUCGAGGAGCUGACGUAUCUUAAAUCGAUGGGAGAGGGAAUUUUCUCGAUUCAAAUGAGGCCGAACUACAACGUGAUGGCCGGACAUCCCAACAAGAGGCAGCGUUAUUAUUUCUUCGUUAAGUCGGAUGGGUUUUCCUUUGAAGACCCGCCCGGCGACAGCUUUCGAGUUUUAUGGAACCCCAAUCUUGGUAGAAUGCAAUUGUUAGUAAGUGAUGACUUUGAUUUCUCGUUUCUUAUCACUUAUCUUUUGUGUUGUGCAGUUGACCAUCCGGAUACGGCCGCUUAUCCCGAAGAGUUCAUAGCGAGUGCUCGCGCUGUCGCAUCGCUUUCUGAAGAUCGGUGGGAGAACAUCACUGUCGAGAAGAUUCGACGUCUUUUCGACAGGAUUUCCAAAAGGGACUGGAGGUUUGACCUAUUGCCCACUGUUGUUGGCAACAAGCGACAACUUUCUUUGUUUACUAGAGCAGAGCAGAAACAGAUCAACGCAGCUAGGAAAAUGAAGGAUUACUGGAUCUGAGUGCGAUUCUUGGAAAGAGGUUGGGGGUUCGUCGAGUAAUGAACCAAUGGUAGUUUCUAGCUAGGCGACUCGAGAAGAAAUUUUGGCUGCGAGUCCUCGGUCGGCAGCGGUCCCCGAUCCAGUGGAUACUGAGCUCGCGGGUGAGAGCCUUGCUCCAGAGGUCUUUGAACCGGAGAAGGUUAGGAAGAAAGGAAAGAAACGGGCUGCUUCUGGUCCUUCUGUUUCAUCAAUCGAAGGGGUUUCGGCAGAGUUGAAAUCAGAUGAGCAUCCUAAGAAAAAGACGAAGAAAAAGAAGAAGAAGAAGCCUGUCGAAGAGCAGACCGAACUCGAUGAAGUUGUAGAAGGCUGGGAGAUGGUGGUCCACGAUGGUUCUGGCCACGACACUACUGCACGGACUGAAGGCGGAUGGAGCGGUUUGCCGGUUGUUCCUCUAGAGAGGAAGAAGAGAAAGAAGCAAUCUGUCGACUGCGAUGCGCCGGCUUCAACCAAGUGAGAUUACCUUUAUGCAUCGGAGGAGAGAGGUGAGGCGGGAGUUCGUCGACCUACUUCUGAUCAAGUUUGUCAGGUUGCUGCGCCAACGAUCGGGAGCAGCGGUUCGGCUCCGAGGAAGUCUGUGGUCAAGUUUCCCGAUCAUGUAGAAUUUAAAUACGACGAGGACACUCCUCUUGCUUUUGCACCGAGCGAAUGCGCCGAGUUAAUCUGCCAGAUCCAUGGUGGAGCGACAGACAUGCCGUUGGUCGACAAUCUGUUCUUUAAUGAAGCUUAUGUCGACGCUGCACGGACUAAAGUUUUGGUAAGGGGCCCUUUCCUUUCCCCGUCGUUUCAGAUCGUCCUUCCCUUACUUUGUUCAACUCAUAUAUAUAUAUUUUUUGAAACAAAGCGAUGGCAGUAUGAACUUCAUCAUAGAGUAGUAUGAUACGAAACUUAAGGAGACACUCGAUCAGCUGGGAAAGGCCGAGAGGAUGGUGCGGUUGAAAGACGCUUCCCUUCUUCGUAAAUCGAAGGAGUUCAAGACAGUCGCUGAAAAGGCCGUUGAGGAGCAAGAUCGAUUGCUCGCGCAGAAAACGGCUCAAAAGGCCAGGUUCUUGGAGAAAUUGGGAGAACUGAAGGGGAAGUACAAAACUUCUCGGGCGAAGGUAAAGGAACUGAAGCGAGAGAAAGCCAUCCUCGAGGAAGAGAAGGCUGCCCUAGAAAGAGACAAGGCCGCCACAUCCUUAACGCAUCUGAAGGAAAUCAACCGGCUAAGAGUGUCACGCCCCCAAUCCUGAAUUGGAUUGACGGGAUGGCCAUGGUUCGAGGGAAACGUACCAGCCAGGCUUAGGACAUUAAGGCAAGCAUUCCAUGGCCAAGAUAGAAGGUUAAGGACGUCAGGAUGCUGAGACUUAACCUUACGAGAGAAAGAAGUCAGCUAGAACGAGUAAGACAAUAGCUGGACAAAGUGAACAGGUAGCUCGACCAGCUCAACGAAGCUAGGUUAAGCUCACACGGACACUACUAAAUCAUCUCCACUAGCUGGAUUACUAGCUCACUCAGCUGGGAGUCACCUCAUCUCAGCUCGACAGACUGUUCGGGUUUUAGGCCGAUGGUUCGGGUCCAUGCCGGUGGCGGGCUGUGAGGUCUGGCCAUGAGGCCAUGGGCUGUUGGGUCUUUGGACAAGGCCAUGGGCUAAGUCCAGAAGGCUUGGGGAAUAUUUUGGGCUUCUGUCCGACCCAAACCCAAUCAGAAUAGGCGAUGGGAUGCAAGUGGCCGAGAGGGCACAACCCUUGGCCGAUGGUGCCCAUCCGCUACAGGUCAUGCCUGUUCGUGGGGCAAGGCUUACCCCUUUGUUUUCUAUAAAUAUGGGGUCCCUCCUGUCGAUUUCAUUAUCCAAUUCAAGAGUAAAAAUACUCAGAGAAAUCAUAGAGAGAGAGAGAGAGAGAAAGAAAGAAAGAGAGAGAGCGUUUCCGGCCAAAGAAAGGCCGAUUGUUGUGGUUAGGUUUCCGGCGACUCUGAUCGUUUGUGAAGCAACCUCCGAUCAAGUAUGGGAGAUCAAGACAAGGAGAAAGACAUGGAGAACCCAGUCGUGGUUCAGAAGGUAUGUGAUGGGCCAUGGCUCCAUCAGACCGAACAUACGGUCCUUGUGAUCGCACCACGGCUUUGGUCGGUUUAUUAGUCACAUCCACUUCUCCUUAUCUGUUUCUAUCCGUUCCCUUUCUUUUCUUUCUGGUUAUACACGAAAAGUUGUGUUGGUUCAGUCCAAGGGACAUGUCCCUAGGCUUGGCCGAUCAUAACCAAACCGCGAGCCUAGACACGGGUAGGCUAUGCGGAUGGUUCAAAUACCUCCAUGGACUGAGCGGUUAGGCUAAACGGUUGGGCACAUCCCAAAAGGCACGAGUUGCCAAAGGUCACGAGUUACCAAAAGUUGUGAGUUGCCAAAGGGUGUAAGUAACCAACUGGUACGAGUUGCCAAGUGUUACGAACAUCAAGAGGUGCGAGGACCAAGAGGUACCAACGGCCGAAGGGGUGCAUGUUCCAAACGGUGUCUCUUUAAGACAGGUUGUGUCCGAUCAUUAUGGAUCAGUCUAUGACUUUUUAAGUCAAGACAAGUACACAGUUUGUCUAAGCCAGGGUAAGAGUCGCAAGUCUGACCGGUUGUUAAGCCUACCGGAUUGGGCUUGAGGCUUACUUGGCAAUUUGGAACCAGGCCCAAGGCCGGAUCAGGUAAGAAAGUCCGUUGGGCCAUCGAGCCGGACUUCAUUGGCCGGUCGAACCUAGAUUCUAUCCGGAUAGACGGAUUGGUCUUCGGGCGAUCCGAAUUUGUUCGUGUGUUCUGUUUAUCUAUUCUGGACUGUCUAUCUUAUUCUAAGUCAAGGGGUGGUUGGUUGAAUGAGUUAGGAUACAGUAGGCAUGUUCAUACUUUUUAUGGUUGUAUUGAUUGAAGUUUAUAUAAGUUCUAGGAACCAAGCCAAGCAUUGUAGAAUCGAUCCGUUUGAUCUUCGGUUAUGAUUAAUGCUUAUCUGGUUGUGGUUUCAGAAAACAAGGAUGGUUACGGUCAAGCCAAGGAGCCGUGAAGGCUCGGUCAGUGAGAGCCUGUGUAACAUGUGGUUAGAUGAUGCUAGGGAUGAACUAGUGAUUGUCUAUGAAACUAUGAACAAGUUGUGUAUCGGAUCUCAUGUUUCUAAGUAAUACAAGUUAAACAUAUUUAUAUUCCGCUGUGCUAUCUGUUAGCUUGUUUAUGAACUUCAUAUUCGAAUAUGACUUAGUAAAUAAAAGACUUAAAAUGAACUAAACAAGUAAAAAAAUUAAUAAGUAACAUUCGUAUCCAUUUUGGUCGAGAGGCCAGGAUUGGGUCUUACAAGUUGGUAUCAGAGCAUGCUUAAUUCUAGGAUAGUUGGGUUAUGUAGUCCACACACACAGCCAGCUGAUUAGGUCUCACGAUGAGGUUUGAUUGCUUUAGUCUAGGGAUUGUUUUGUCUCAUUUAUGUUAUGUAUGUUUCGUACUAACAAUGUCUGAAAUCCUUGGAAAAAGAAAAUUGGGAAAGGUCCGAAAGAGUAAGGGAACGACCGGUUAGACCAGUCAAGCGGCCGCGGACGGAGCUAAUCUGUCCGGUUUACCAACCGAUCCGGUUGCGACUAACACAGGAGGUGUGUUACCGACUGAUCAGGCCAACCUUAUAGGGACUCAACAGGAUGGUUAACAACAUCAUGAGCGUGAGGAGGAAGUGGAAUCCUCGAACGCUAACCGUGAUGGUGACUGGUACCACUCAAAUUACCCUAAGGAGUGUUACUCUCAUCAAAAGAAGUUCAGAUGUAGUACUUAGGGAUCGAAUCCACAAGGAGCUAGGGAACAAUUAAAUCUAGUGUUUAUUAAUUCUAAAGGUUGUAAAUGUCUAAAUGAAA